GCCGUCUGUGCUUGAUAAUCUUGCCUCGACGGCUACACACGCAUUCCCCUGUAUUUCCCCCUUCGUAGUGAACUCGCUAUCUGGAGCGGAGUUCACUUUGGCUCAGCAAACGCCCAUUUUAUUGUGCGGAGCAUGAGUGCACUGUUUCCCGAUACCUCUCUCUGUCCUUGAUCUUUUUACUUCACACAUCACCAUGCUUCGCCGUGCCGUCCUGCCUCUGACGAGGCCCAACAUCCUCCUCUCCACCCCUCGUGUAUCAACAGUUCCGGCCUCUCAUGCGCGAUGGUAUGCGAAGACCACCAAGCCCAAGGCUCCUUACAAGCUUCCCGAUUCUGUGAAGCCCUCUAAGCCUGAAUCCACCAAGCCCGUCCAGCAAGAACAAUAUACGUCGGAGCAGGCGGAGUUCGAGACAAAAGCGGAUCCCCAGGCAAAUACAGGAUCGCAAACUUCCGAUGCACCGGAACCUACACAGCCAACUCCCGAACAGGAACUGCCCCAGAGACCUCUCCCCGAUCUAACACAGGGAAUUCCCUCUACCCUUGCUGCGGAAUUGGAGGCUCGUUCAAAGAAGCGUGGCUCCACGACAUUGAACCUGACGGAAGAUCCAUCUCGCUCCGAAGAAUACGGCGAUGAUGGCCGUGGCGAUAUCCCCAAGGAUGGCUAUGUUUCGUCUCUCGAUCGUAAACGCGCUCGUAUGGCCAACCUGAUGUACGCCCUUUUCUUGCUUGGAGGUGUUGGGGGAAUGGCUUACCUCGGACGUAACUGGGAUACGGAAGAGGAGGAAAAGCUUCAUGCUAGUGUCCCGUCGGGUUGGGGGUUCGGGUUGUGGUACAACCGCGUUAAGGCUCGCAUGGGCGACAUCACCAGUUAUUACAAGGACCCUGCCUUCCCCACGCUGCUUCCCGAUGAAGAUCCCAACCUUCGCCAGCCCUACACCCUGGUGCUUAGUCUGGAAGACUUGCUUGUGCAUAGCGAGUGGAGCCGUGAGCACGGAUGGCGUGUGGCUAAACGACCCGGUGUCGACUACUUCCUUCGCUACCUUAACCAGUACUACGAGCUCGUCCUCUUCACCAGCGUGCCCAGCAUGAUGGCCGACCAGGUUCUCCGCAAGCUGGACCCCUACCGUAUUAUCCGUUGGCCAUUGUUCAGGGAAGCUACUAGAUACAGGGAUGGAGAAUACGUCAAGGAUCUUUCGUACCUCAACCGUGAUCUGUCCAAGGUCAUUCUGAUUGAUACCAAGGAGGAACAUGCCCGUCUGCAACCCGAAAACGCAAUCAUUCUCGACAAAUGGAACGGUGAUUCCAAAGACAAGACUUUGGUUGCGCUGAUCCCGUUCCUGGAGUACAUGGCCGGUAUGGGUGUGGAAGAUGUGCGCCCCGUCCUGAAGUCAUUUGAAGGCGGCUCUAUCCCCGUUGAAUUCGCCAAGCGUGAGAAAGCCAUGCGCGAGCGUUUCGAAAAGGAACUCGAAGAGGAGCAGAAAAAGCGCCCCAGGAGGGGAAUGGGUAACCUUGCUUCUGCUCUGGGCCUGAAGUCCGGCCGCUCUGUUGAUGGCGAACAGACUGCUUCCCAGGGUCUGCAGGAGGGCAAGAUGCUCUGGGAUCAGAUCCGUGAGCGUGGUCAGAAGAACUACGAGAUGAUCGAGAAGGAGAUCCGUGAGAAUGGCGAGAAAUGGCUGGCCGAGAUGGCUGCUGAAGAGGAGAAGCUCCGACAAGAGCAGAUGGAGAGUAUGAAGGGCUCUCUUACAGGUAUGUUUGGAGCUAGCGGCAAGAGCCAGUAAUCCUUUUUUUUUUUUUUUUCCCUUUUGAGUGGGAAGGAUACUCGUCACUCCAUUUAUAUUCGUAUACUCUCUCUCUCUCUCUCUCUCUCUCUUGUUCCUAAUGUGCGCCUUGAGAUGCUUCUUUUUCUUUCCUUAACGACAAAUGGGGAUGUGUAUUAAAUAGAGGGCUUCCUUUUUUUUUUGGCUACCAAGCAUCACGGGUGACUGUAAAAUAGCAUUUGAUUAAUCAUUGACAUUGUAUAAAUUGCACAGAUAUUUUAAUUGGAAUGUGUGUAUGUGUGUGUGUGUGUGGCUUUUCUAGGCAAUUUAUGACUUUAUUUGUUCUGUAACUAAGUAUAAAGGAAUAGAGAAGAAAAAA
This is a messenger RNA of Aspergillus ochraceoroseus IBT 24754, 2135 nucleotides long. RefSeq names its product protein translocase subunit TIM50. Bases 194 to 1777 code for a protein of 527 amino acids. Gene Ontology annotation, molecular function: phosphoprotein phosphatase activity. The record is from RefSeq and is a predicted model, not a curated record. The transcript is spliced from 3 exons. Lineage: Eukaryota; Fungi; Ascomycota; Eurotiomycetes; Eurotiales; Aspergillaceae.